This is a messenger RNA of Formica exsecta, 7284 nucleotides long. It is a transcript of the gene DNApol-epsilon255, whose product is annotated as DNA polymerase epsilon catalytic subunit A. The transcript has 18 exons. Gene Ontology annotation, cellular component: nucleus; epsilon DNA polymerase complex. The record is from RefSeq and is a predicted model, not a curated record. The coding region runs from base 152 to 6892 and encodes 2246 amino acids. NCBI's taxonomy places the organism in Eukaryota, Metazoa, Arthropoda, Insecta, Hymenoptera, Formicidae. Gene Ontology annotation, molecular function: DNA-directed DNA polymerase activity; zinc ion binding; DNA binding. Gene Ontology annotation, biological process: leading strand elongation; mitotic cell cycle; DNA replication.
AGGAGCAACAAUAACAAUCUGUACAAACACAUUGCAAACAGCUGUUGGCAGCUUCUAAAAUCUUUAUUGAUGUUAUUACUUGUUUAUUACUAUUUAUUCAGUAUAUUGUUAAACAAGUAUCAGUUUUAUUGAUUCGUUGUAUAUUUUCGAAAUGGAAACUUUGCAAAACACAGGAGCUUUUCGGCCUCCUAAGGCGAAUAACAAAAAUCCAAAUCAAGAGGCCAGUAAUUCGGGGGAAAACGCAUUAGGAAGAUUGCUUGAAAUCAAAGAGGAUAUUAAAAUCGACACUGCAUAUGGAUUUCGUAGAGUUACUGACUCGAAAGAGAGAAUAGGAUUUCUGCUUAAUAUGCAUACGACUGAAAUUGUAGAAGAUGAUAAGCGUCUACUAAGUGGCGUAGAUUACUAUUUCAUAGAGGAAGAUGCUACCAGAUUUAAAGUGUCAUUGCCAUAUUCACCAUAUUUUUACAUUUUAUGUCGUAAAGAUACCUUCCAUGAAGUUUCUACGUUUUUAUCUAAAAAGUACAUGGGACUUUUGACAAAAAUUGAAACUACUUACAAAGAAGAUCUUGAUUUAGCUAAUCAUUUGAUUGGUUUAAAACAAAAAUAUUUGAAGCUUUCUUUUGCAAAUAUUGUUGAUUUAACAAAAGUUAAGCGAGAUAUUAUGCGUGUUGUUAAAGUUAAUAAAGAACGGGAGAAAAGUAACACUUACUAUACAGAUAUGCUAGCAACUACAUUGCAGCCAAAUGAACAAGAUAAUAAUAAGCAAACUUUAGAUCACAUGGACAAUAUUCUUGAUAUUAGAGAAUAUGAUGUACCUCAUCAUGUUCGAGUAUCUAUAGAUGCUAACAUCUUUUGUGGAACUUGGUAUUCUGUAAAAACCAGAGGAAGUGAACCACCUAUAAUUCUGCGAAAGGAGGAUAUGAUUGAACCACCCGAGCCUAUUGUAUUGGCAUACGAUAUCGAAACUACAAAGUUGCCAUUGAAAUUUCCAGAUGCCAAUAUAGAUCAGAUUAUGAUGAUAUCAUAUAUGAUAGAUGGGCAGGGAUAUUUGAUAACAAAUAGAGAACUAGUGUCAGCAGAUAUACGAAAUUUCGAGUAUACACCAAAACCAGAAUUUGAAGGUCCAUUCACAAUAUUUAAUGAGCCUAAUGAAAAAGCAGCAAUAGCAAGAUUUUUUGAUCAUAUUAAUGAAAUAAGACCACAUAUAUUUGUAACAUACAAUGGUGAUUUCUUCGAUUGGCCAUUUGUUGAAGCACGAGCAGCUAUACAUAACAUGGAUAUGAAAGAAAAAAUUGGUUUCUCUAAAAAUCGUGAGGGAGUUUACGUCAAUAGAGCUGCUAUGCAUAUGGAUUGCUUAUGUUGGGUGAGACGUGAUUCUUAUCUCCCAGUGGGUUCCCAAAAUUUAAAAGCUGUUGCUAAAGCUAAGUUGAGAUAUGAUCCAGUGGAACUCGAUCCAGAAGAAAUGUGCAGAUUAGCAUCGGAAGAACCGGAAGUACUCGCAAAUUAUUCCGUUUCCGAUGCUGUAGCAACAUUUUAUCUCUACCAAAAGUACAUUCAUCCAUUCAUAUUUGCAUUAUGCACUAUUAUUCCUAUGGAACCCGAUGAAGUGCUCAGAAAGGGAUCUGGUACACUGUGCGAAUCACUUCUUAUGGUAGAGGCUUUUAAAGCUAACAUUAUAUUUCCUAACAAACAAGAAACCGAAUUAAAUAAACUAACAAAAGAUGGCCAUUUAUUGGAUCAAGAAACUUAUGUGGGUGGACAUGUGGAAGCCUUGGAGUCUGGUGUUUUUAGAGCUGAUAUUCCCUGCCGUUUUAAAAUUAUUCCAAAUGCCGUAAAUGAAUUAAUCAAUGGGGUAGAGAAUGCCUUAAAACAUACGAUACAAGAAGAGGAAAAAGUACCUAUUGAGAUGGUUACAAAUUUUGAUGAGAUAGUAGAUGAAGUUAAAGGAAAAUUGGGAGAGCUUCGAGAUCAACCUUUGAGAUUAGAAAAUCCUGUGAUUUAUCACUUAGAUGUUGGCGCUAUGUAUCCGAACAUUAUUUUGACUAACAGAUUGCAACCCUCUGCGGUAGUAAACGAAAUGGAUUGCGCAGUGUGUGACUAUAACAAACCUGAUGCUCUUUGCCAAAGAAAAAUGAAAUGGAUGUGGAGAGGCGAAUAUUUGGCUGCAAGUCUGGGUGAAUAUCAAAGAAUAAAACAACAACUGGAGACUGAAAGAUUUCCACCACAAUUCCCUGGUGGUUCCAAGAGAGCUUUUCACGAAUUAAACAUAAAAGAACAAGCCACGUUUCAAAAGAAUAGGCUUACCGAAUAUUGCAAAAAGGCUUAUAAAAAAGUCAAAAUUACCAGAAUGGAAGAGAGAACACAGACAAUCUGUCAAAAAGAGAAUUCGUUUUAUGUAGACACUGUGAGAGCAUUCAGAGACAGAAGAUAUGAAUAUAAAGCGUUGACUAAAGUUGCUAAGCGACAAGUAGCAGCGGCAAUCGCGAAAGAAGAUGCGGCUGAGAUCAAAUCUGCCAAGAAUAGAGAAGUUUUAUACGAUUCUCUUCAACUCGCUCACAAAUGUAUCCUGAAUUCUUUCUAUGGCUACGUUAUGAGAAAGGGGGCACGAUGGCAUAGCAUGGAAAUGGGUGGCAUUGUAUGUUACGCAGGAGCCCAUAUUAUCAUGAAAGCUAGAGAGAUUAUAGAACAAAUCGGUCGUCCACUGGAACUGGAUACUGAUGGUAUAUGGUGCAUAUUACCUGCAUCUUUCCCAGAUUCCAUUGUAGUUCACACUACAUACGAAAAGAAGCCGAAAUUUACGAUCUCUUAUCCAAAUGCGGUUCUCAAUUUCAUGGUGAAAGAUCAAUUUACCAAUGAAGUAUAUCAUGAGCUUGUGGAUAAAGACAAUUUGACAUACGAAAUCAGAAAUGAGAAUUCGAUAUUUUUUGAAGUUGACGGCCCAUAUCUAGCCAUGGUGUUGCCCGCUGCCAAGGAAGAAGGAAAAAAGUUGAAGAAACGAUACGCGGUUUUUAAUUUCGACGGUUCGCUGGCUGAACUAAAAGGAUUCGAAGUAAAGAGAAGGGGAGAGCUGCAACUGAUCAAAAUUUUUCAAGCCUCAGUUUUUGAGUCUUUCUUAAAGGGUAACACGUUGGAAGAGUGUUACGCCUCGGUCGCGAAGGACGCGGAUUAUUGGCUCGAUUUACUCUAUAGUAAGUGUGCGAAUAUGCCCGAUUCUGAAUUAUUCGAGCUCAUAUCCGAGAACAAGUCUAUGUCACGUAAACUGGAAGAAUACGGUGCGCAAAAGUCCACGUCAAUUUCUACAGCGAAAAGACUAGCUGAAUUCUUGGGGGACGAGAUGGUUAAAGAUGCGGGGUUAGCAUGUAGAUAUAUUAUAGCGAAUAAACCGCAAAGCGCACCAGUUACCGAGCGCGCGAUACCGUUGGCCAUCUUCCAAUCGGAACCGGCUGUCCGCAGACAUUAUCUAAAAAAAUGGUUGAAAGAUCCAACUUUGUAUACUGACGACAUAAGGGACAUCUUGGAUUGGAAUUAUUAUAUCGAACGACUGGGGAGUGCCAUCCAAAAAAUAAUCACUAUACCAGCGGCGAUGCAAGGCUUAUCUAAUCCAGUCCCGCGAGUACAGCAUCCGCCUUGGUUACAUAAGAAAGUAACGGAGAAGAGUAUGUCUGAUCGUCAAAGAAAGAUUACAGACAUAUUUACUGUAGCAGCUAAGACUGCGAGUUCUGAACAGACUGCCGACAGCGUUGAAGAAUCUCGUGAUAUCGAGGAUCUCGCAGGACCAUCAACUAGUUUCAAGAAUUUGUCAGUCUCUGUCGUUAACAAAAGGAAACGACAGCAUAUAGAGGAGGAAGUGAUCACGGCCAGAAGUUGGAAAGAAGCUUUAGGUUCACCUCCUUCUAUGGGAAAAACAAAAGACGAGAGGAUGAAAUGGUUGGAAUUCCAUAAGAAAAAAUGGGCCUAUCAGGCCAAACAAAGGCAUCAGCAUCGACAGAAGAGAAGCAAGACAGAUGAGAAUGAUGGAAUCACUUGGGGAGUUAUACGAAACACGAAUACAUCUACUAUAACCGGCUUCUUAAGACGUGCUCAAAGGAAAUUAUUGGAAACUCCUUGGCAAAUUAUUCAACUGUCGGAGACAGGCGAACCCGGCAUGUUUCGAUUAUGGAUACUGGUCGAUACGCAGCUGCAUCAAGUGCGUCUCGUAGUACCUCGCGUAUUUUACGUAAACAGCCGUAAAGCAAGACCGGAUCCGGGACCAAACGAACUCUGGAAGAAGAGCUUCAAAUCGUUACCACGUUCUCGCCCGGUGUAUAACUUGUAUCGAUACUCUCUGCCGGAAUCUCUAUUUCAAGAGCAUAGCCGGGAGCUCCUAGAGGACUUGAGUAAACCAGAAAUUGAAGGGAUUUACGAGACGCAAAUGUCGUUAGAGUUUCGGGCUAUAUUGCAGUUGGGGUGCGUGUGCAUGGUCGAUCCACGUGCCGCGCGUAAAAUGGCAGACGGAGCCGACACUUUCACCUUGGAUCAGUUAGAAUUCAAGAGCAUCGCCUUUCAGCCUUAUCUCAAGCAAACCGAAUCAAUUAAUUAUAUAUUCCUAUAUCAUCAUUGGAGCUCGAAUCAUCAAAGAGCACUGUGGGGUUUAUUUUUAAGCGCCAGCAAGCGAGGUCACAUAUUCAUUUUAGAUUCGGUCGCUGCUUCCAAUCAGCUGUCAAACCUGAGUACAUUGUAUACGCACGAACAUAAAGCAAUAUUGGAGAAGAUCGGCGAGGACAACGUAAACAGAUUGCCUAAAACUAUGCAAUUCGUGGUUCAAGUCGAAACAAACUUUCAACAAGUAUGCCGUACAUUGCAAGCAGCUUUGACGACGUAUAAAAACGAAGGUCACAGUGCUACGAUCAUCGUCAAUCAAACUGCCCUUGAUAAGACAGUAUUGACUACCGAGAUGCCGCUGCUCAAUGAAUAUCCUCUCGUAAACACGCAUGUAUGUGAUGUGGAAAAUCUGUAUAGCACGCUAGAAUGGCAGAAGAUAGGCGCGAAGAUGAUGAUCAGGCAUUACUUGAAGAAUCAACAGAUCGUUGAGCUAAUGGCAGAACAAUGUCGUUUCUUCCACGCGCCUAUCGGCAACAUACCCGCGGAUCCUACUCUUUUUGGCGCAGAUCUAUUCUACGCCAGACACUUGCACAGAAAUAACUUCGUCCUGUGGUGCUCACCCACGGAGAAACCCGAUUUAGGUGGCAGCGAGAAUGACGACAACAGAUUACUGACAGAUUUCGAGGAAAGCUCGAAUUGCGCUGCAAACAAUCCGGGCACGUAUUCCAGCGUUUGCGUCCAGCUAGAUGUGGAAAGUCUAGCGGUCAACGCGUUGUUGCAGUACCAUCAUAUUCACGACAUAGACGGAACCAGUACCUUUGUGGCAUUUCACAAUCAACAACGUCCGUCCGUUCAGGAUAUGGCAACAGGUGAUGCUGCUGCGAUUAUUCCCAGCUACGAUGAAAUCACCCUUUGCAAUCCGGCGUUUAAGACGUUGCGAAGCAUGGUAAACGCAUGGUUGAUUGAAGUCUCUGUUUAUAAGAAUGUAUUCGCGGACUAUCAGCUGAUUCACUUUUAUCGAUGGCUAAGAUCUUCGAGUGCUUUGCUUUAUGAUCCUGCUCUACGCCGUACUCUGCACACUUAUAUGAAAAAAUUAUAUAUACAAUUGAUAGCAGAAUUCAGGACAUUAGGCUGUAUUAUAGUAUUUGCAAAUUUUAAUAAAAUUAUCGUGUGCACGAAAAAAAGAUCUGUGGCCGAUGCUUUAGGCUAUAUGGAAUUUGUUGUUCAAACCAUACGAAACAAGGAGUUAUUCCAUAGUAUCGAAAUUACAUACGACCAAUGCUGGGAAUAUCUGAUAUGGCUUGAUUUGCACAAUCAUGCUGGUGUUAAAGGGCAGCUAUCAAAAGAUGAUACAAGAGACAAUGAGAGUACCGAAAAUGAGGACGAUAAUGAUACGCCUCAAAUAAUCAUGAGUUGGAGUUUGAUGGAAUCCUUACCUAAGGAAUCAGGAUGUCAAGCAAGUUUCAAUGCUGUAAUAGCAGGAUAUAUAAACAUGAUAUAUCGAUGUAUGAUUGAAAACGAAACGAAUAAUACUGGAAGGCCUAGAAGAAGAUACAGUCAAAGUCAGUCCUUUAUAGCACCACUUGGUUUAGGUGCAUUGGAAAAUACAGCCGAAUACGCGAAAAAAUUGAUAUCAGGCGAAAUGUCUCAAAGAUUGUUCAAAAUAACGCAAAAGAUACAUCGCAAUUUACCCGAAAAAAUGUUAACUCUCGAAGAAUAUCCUAAUCUGGACAUGAAUGGAAAAGAAAGUAUAAAGAUUAAUCCUGCCCUUGAAUUAAUCAAAGCAGUAUGUAAGGUUUUAUCUCUGGACAAAGAAUUGGAACACGAGGUUUAUAACUUGAAGACGAAUCUAUUACGACUGAUCGGAGUCGGCAGUCAUAGCGAUAAUGUUGACUGGAAGGAACCAUGUAUUUCUCUCAUCUUACCAGAAGUUAUAUGCAAAGCAUGUAACCACACGAGAGAUGUUGAUCUCUGCAGAGACACAAAUUACACAAUUGAAAAUAACAGACAUAUGUGGAAAUGUCCUAUCUGUGAUACUUCUUAUGACAAUACAGAAAUAGAAUUUUUAUUAAUUGACAAAUUAAACCGCAAAAGUAUGGGUUACGUAUUGCAAGAUCUACAAUGUCGAAAGUGUAAGGAAAUCAAGCGAGAAAAUAUGAAUAUAUUAUGCUCUUGCUCAGGCGAGUAUGAUAACUUAAUUGCACGUGAUGAAAUUAAAAUGCUUGUAAAUAUAUGCAAAUCUGUAGCCAGCAAAUGUAAAAUGAAUAUUUUAGCAGAAAUAGUAGAUAACACAAAACUCUUUAUUGGUUAAAAAUCAAGUUAAAAAUAGUUUUUACAUUUUAUAUGACUAAAUUAAUCUAAAAAAUUUUUUUACUUGCUAUGAAUUAUUCAGGUUGACAAAAAAAAGAAUAAUUCAGCUCUAAUAGUAUAUUUAUUUUUGCAAUGAAUUAUUUAAUAUUUAAUGGUUCAACCAUCGAUACACAUAUAUUCUAUAAUACAUAUUAACAUAUUCACUUUUUGUCAAGACCAACAUCCACAGGUGGCUCUAAAACACAAAGUGUAAUGCCUGUUACGUCAUUUCAACUAUAUGUAUAUAUGUCUAUGUAAUAGUUAUGUAAAAAUGCACUAUUUUUGUAAUAACUCUUGAAUGUAAAAGUAAUAGAUAUCUAUUUAAUAGACAUAUAAACCAAAAUUGCGUACCAU